AUGGCUGAGUUCCAAAAGUCGGCGAGCGACACCGGGAGCUCGGGGGUGCAAAUCGCGCUCCUCACCAAGCGCAUCGAAGGGCUCACCGCGCACUUGAUCAAGAACAAGAAGGAUUACGCCACGCAGCGUGGGUUGAAGAAGCUCUUGGGUCAGCGUAGCCGCCUGCAAAACUACCUCAAAAAGAGAGACUUCAACGAAUACUCCAAGGUCAUGUCGGGCCUCGGGUUGAGAAUGAAGUAA
Molecule: messenger RNA, 240 nt
Organism: Ostreococcus lucimarinus CCE9901
Lineage: Eukaryota; Viridiplantae; Chlorophyta; Mamiellophyceae; Mamiellales; Bathycoccaceae
Gene: PRPS15
Product: Plastid ribosomal protein S15 small ribosomal subunit
Exons: 1
Coding region: 1-240 (79 amino acids)
Biological process (GO): translation
Cellular component (GO): ribosome
Molecular function (GO): structural constituent of ribosome
Source: RefSeq, a predicted model, not a curated record